Molecule: messenger RNA, 708 nt
Organism: Exophiala spinifera
Lineage: Eukaryota; Fungi; Ascomycota; Eurotiomycetes; Chaetothyriales; Herpotrichiellaceae
Exons: 2
Coding region: 1-708 (235 amino acids)
Source: RefSeq, a predicted model, not a curated record
AUGGACCCUCGCCCGUCUUCCUAUGAGCCGUUUCGGCAUGGCCGAGACAAGUACGAUGCUGAUGGGCACAUGAACGCUGUCGCCGAUGACGAAACCCUUCUGAAGCAGGAAGACUACACACGCCAACCACAUGCUGUAGACCAGCCAUGUAGUAAGGGUAGCCAUCACCACAAGGAUCGCCCGCCUCGGGCUCGCUUCCAAGCUUCUCGUACCGUCUUCAGAGUCCUGUCGCUUGUCCUGACCAUCACAAUCCUUGGUAUCCAGGCCUACUCAUUGUAUUUGUGGCUCAAGACGCAACAUAUGACAGCAAAGAACAAGACGACUGGUUUUCAGACCAAGAUCUGGGCAGUUGUCGAUACACGGCCCACCUGGGUCAUGAUCGGUGUUGCUGUGGGUGCCGUGGGCAUCCACUUCAUAGCAUUUGGAAGUCUCUGUGGUUGUUGCCAGAGCGCGCGGAGUGGUGCAAUUUACAUCUGGAGCGUUUACCUAAGCUCUAGCUUGCUUCUUGCGGCGUGGAUUGCGGCUUUAGCGUACUUCAGGGCCAUUGACAGUAUGGGCGACAAGAAAACUAGCUGGGAUAUUUGGUCGUGGAGCUGCAACAAACGCUCUGCCAAAGGUGAUGCCGUGACAUGGAAUGCCCUCUGCGUCAAGAACGUACGUUCAAAUUCCAAAUCCGAUUUCAUUCUUAUACAGUUUCUGCGGAGAUAA